GCUGAGCUUCGAGGGGCUGAGCUUUGAUGGAGGACCACAUGGCAUGGCACAACGAGGAUAAGGGUUGUGAGUGCGACGUGUGUGGCAAGGUCUGGCAGUACCCGAGCGAGCUGGAGACCCACCGGCGGAUUCACACGGGAGAACGCCCCUUCGACUGCUCGGUCUGCGGCAAGAACUUCACCCGCUACGACAACCUGCUGCGGCACAACCGUGUGCACUCCGACGAGAGGCCCUUCACCUGCUCCGACUGCGGCAUGAGCUUCAAGACAACGCAGGUCCUGAAGAUCCACCAGCGAAUUCACACGGGCGAGAAGCCCAAGGCUGCUCAACCUGCGGGAAGCGCUUUGCCUAGUCAUCGGGGCUACAGCGGUACCGGUGGGUGCACAGCAGUGAACGACCCUUCACCUACUCCAACUGCGACAAAGGCUUCAAGUCAUCCAAGGAACUGAAGCAGCACAGGCGCCUGCACACUGGGAAGCGGCCCUACACCUGCAGCGACUGCUGCAAGGGCUUCACCUGCUCCACCAGGCUGCUGUACCACCAGCACACCCACACAGGCGACAGUCCCUUCACCUGCACCCAUUGUGGCAAGGGCUUCACCCUCUCCACCAGGCUGCUGUCCCACCAGCGGGUGCACUCCGGCAAGAGGCCCUUCAGCUGCUCCGACUGCGGCAAGAGCUUCAAGACGACGAAAGAACUGAAGGUCCACCAACGGGUGCAGCA
Messenger RNA from Amblyraja radiata (thorny skate), 723 nucleotides. Its product is annotated as gastrula zinc finger protein XlCGF7.1-like. Gene Ontology annotation, molecular function: DNA-binding transcription factor activity, RNA polymerase II-specific; RNA polymerase II cis-regulatory region sequence-specific DNA binding. Bases 27 to 449 code for a protein of 140 amino acids. The transcript has 2 exons. Gene Ontology annotation, biological process: regulation of transcription by RNA polymerase II. The record is from RefSeq and is a predicted model, not a curated record. Lineage: Eukaryota; Metazoa; Chordata; Chondrichthyes; Rajiformes; Rajidae.